Ectocarpus sp. CCAP 1310/34 is the source of this 1891-nucleotide messenger RNA. Lineage: Eukaryota; Phaeophyceae; Ectocarpales; Ectocarpaceae. The record is from the annotation of a GenBank genome assembly.
AUGCUUCCACACAGAGUUUACACUCAGGCUAAGGCAGUGUCAGAGCGACUCUCAUGCGCCGCGCCUCAUAACAGCGACGACAGUAGGACAUCGUUUUUCCCUUCCCUGUGCCGAGUUGGUGUCUUGGAUGCUAUGGGCGAUGGUGGGAGUGGGAAGACUCUGCAAGAGAUCGAUGCCGGAGCCAACGCUUGCAGCGUGGAGUGGUGUCCUACAGCCGGGUUGGAACACUACGUUUCUUGCGCUACCUACUCGCUAGCCAGCGACGACACCCCACAGGACGCCGCUGCUCCCAUGGGUAGCGAGGAUGACACGGACACCCGUGCCGGUGCCGCGCAGACGAGAACAGGGAGCAUCGUGCUCCACAAGGUCAACGCUUGUAAAUAUCGCUUCACCAAAAGCUUGAAGUACCUAAUGGUCAUGCGCGUGCCGGAGCUGGUUGUAUCGGAUUCCACCCUCCUCAAAGAGCUGGUUGCAACAGAGAACAGAGAUGUUGCACCGCCGAAUGAGGCUGGUCAAGACACCGCACCCAGUUCCAGUGCGCGUCUUGAAGAAGCCGCUAGCGUGUCGCUUGACGGGGGAGUGUUGGACUCGAAGUGGUCUCCACAGCCCUUGACAGACAGCAGCGGGGCAGCCGUGCUGGCCUGCGCCACAUCUACGGGCCGCCUUGUCCUUUACACGCUGUGUGCACCCCGUGCUGGCACGCAGGAGGAGCAGGAGGCAUCGGCAGAGGGUACAGAGUUGCGUCAACUUUCGUGUAGUGACAAGAAGGACAACUUGCUUUUGUCUCUGGACUGGAGCGGGGGGGGAAUGGCAAACGCUAAGAUAGUGGUGAGCCAGUCCGACGGGGCAGUGGCCAUCUGGCGGUUGCAUCCAAACGGUGGCGCCCCCAUUCAAGAAAUAGAGCCGUGGCAUGCCCAUGCGCUACGAGGGGGGGCGCCGACAGAGGCAUGGAUUUCGUUUUUUCGACGACCAGAGUGUGCAGGGGAGGACGGGGCCUCGUUCGUAGUAUCAGGAGCCGACGAUGCUGUCAUGAAAGGGUGGGAUCUACGGGCGGGUGGAGGUUCGAACGGAACUUCGCCGGCGUUCGUUUGCAAAGGCCAGCACGGGGCGGGCGUGACGGCGGGGCAAUGGCAUCCUACUCUUCCGCACGUCUUUACCAGCGGGAGCUACGAUGAGAGCGUGCGGAUCUGGGAUGCAAGAACCAUUCGCGAACCCGUGUCGUGCACCCCAACGGGGGGGGGCUUGUGGCGAUUGAAGUGGCACCCAGAUCCCGACCGAGGACAUCUUCUCCUUGCCGCCUGCAUGCACGCGGGGAUGCGUGUCUUGGACACGGGGAUAGGCAUAAGUCAUCCCCUGGGGCACGGGUCGCAAUCUAGCUUGGCCGGGAACGGGGAAGUCGAAGUGCCGAAGGGGAUAGUGGCAAAAUACACACGACAUGCUUCGAUGGCGUACGGUGCGGAUUGGUGCCUUUUGCCGACGAUGCUGCGAAGUCGCAGGGCGGUGAUCGCGAGCUGUUCCUUCUACGAUAGUCUAUUUUGCCUUUGGCAGACGCCCCCGUUGUGGGCCCAAUAGGUCCAUAGACGUGACGAUAGCAUCGCGUACUAUGCAUACAUGGAGAGUUGGAAGCAAACUGAGAAUGGAACACAUGUUUUCCGUGAAACAUGUUCGUGUUCCUCUGGAUGCCUCAUACUGCUGGGGUGACUACAUUUCAGCCAGAACAGAUAUACCGCCAUUAGCGAGGCGCCUGGCCUUUAGUCUACAUUUGUAUAUUUUUAAUGGUCUUGGCAUCGCUUGCCACCCCUGCUGGAGUCACGGUUGUUGGCUGUCGUCUGUCCCAUGUGUUCAAUGCCCAUCAAGUUGGCAAGUCAUCGUGAGUGAGGGGAAAGUGCUU